Molecule: messenger RNA, 1821 nt
Organism: Nymphaea colorata (pocket water lily)
Lineage: Eukaryota; Viridiplantae; Streptophyta; Magnoliopsida; Nymphaeales; Nymphaeaceae
Exons: 8
Coding region: 170-1273 (367 amino acids)
Source: RefSeq, a predicted model, not a curated record
CGAGGGACCUUUUUCAGAACUGAGUUCGGCCGCGUUUAAUUUCUUCUGAGAUUUUUUCUUCCUCAGGGGGAAAAAGCGUGCCACCACAAUAGUGGAGGCCACUACCCAACUCUUCCACCUAACGGCAAGUCUUUCUUCAAUGGAUUGAGGGUUUCGACGAGCUCUCGCGAUGCGUUGCCAGAGGUUCUUCGGCGGCAAGGCGGUUACUUUCGUCUCGGACCUGACCACCGGCCUUCUGAACCCAAUAUCGGACGAACCAUUGUGCCGCCGUCGUUUUCAGCAUGAAGAAGCGACGAUGAAGCUUGAGGAGGACAAGGUUGUCCCAGAAAAUGGGUCUGGGAUACAGCUUAACGGCCCGGACACGUCUUCUUUUACUGCUUUCAUCUAUUCUCUGCUAUCACCUUCGGAUUCCCAAGAUCAUUAUUCCAGUGACGAGGAGGAAUCUGAUGGACCAUCUUUGAAGUCAAAAAGCAAAACGAACAAUAUUCGCAGGCCUUUUUUACCGUUUAAAGGGAGGAAGAAAUUACUCGGAGGGGCAGUGUGGCAAGAAAUGGGGAGGAAAGCAGAUGAUUAUAGAAAUAUGAAAUCAGAUGGACAUGUCAAAAAUGGUGAAAGGAAUGAGCAGAAGUUGGUUGAGUGUGAAAUGAAGAUGUUUCAGGUCUCAAAGGAUGUUGUAUCAGAUGUCGCCCUUCCUGAUGUUUCUGAGCCUUCAUUACUUCUUUCAGAAACUACUCGGGGGAUCCUCUGUCCCUUGCUACCUGCUCUGAUCCAUGGGACAAAGUGGGUGCUGCUUUAUAGCACUUGGAGACAUGGAAUCUCGCUCUCAACUCUGUAUCGGCGAAGUGCGCUCUGUCCCGGAUCAUAUCUUCUGGUCGUUGGUGAUAGGAAAGGUGCAGUCUUUGGUGGAUUAAUAGAGGCACCACUGAGACCCACAAGCAGGAGAAAGUAUCAGGGAACAAGCAAUUCUUUUGUUUUCACUGAUAUAUCCAGGACUCCUGUUGUCUUUCGUCCAACAGGUGCAAAUCGUUAUUUCACUCUAUGCUCACCUGAAUUCUUAGCACUGGGUGGGGGUGGCCAUUUUGCACUCUAUUUGGAUGGAGAUCUAUUAACAGGAUCGAGUUCUGCAUCGGAGACAUUUGACAACCCCUGUCUAGCUCACACACCUGAGUUUGAAGUGAAGGGGGUUGAGCUCUGGGGUUUUAAAUAUGCUUCGAAAUGUGGGGAACGAGAAACUCCAUUCCACCCUGUGGAGGCAGCUAGCUUAUGCAGCUGAAGAAACAUCCUUGCAGGCUCCGUUAGACCUUUUGCUGCAUGAUACCGUCUACUUUGAGAAAUUGUUGUGGCAUUGCGGGGAAAAGGUUGAGGUGGCGUUCAGCUUCAGACAUAACUUUCAGGGUAAUUAUGGUUACCGAGUUGUAAAUAUUAACCUGUAUAUAAUGUUAUACCUUUUGACUCGUUUUUACUUGGAAUUCUUCUCUUCUGUUGCAUUUAGCAUGACUCAGGCAACUGAUUCAGAAGGUUUUCCUUGAAUAUAAAGGGAUCAACCUCUGUUCAAUCAACUAAAACAAAUUUACGCUGGCAUACUUUAAUAAAGUUGUGGAACCUCUUGAAGGCACUGGAAAUCCAGCAGUGCGAAGGCAUAUGGCAAUUACCAAAGCAUGAUAAAGAUGGCCUCAUUGUUCACCGAAAGACGACUUGUUGCUGCUAAUUGUCUUCCUGUAUCUUGACAUCGAAUUCUGUGCUGGAUCUAGCACCAACAGCUCUUUCUAUUUGUCAUUUACGUUGGUAAUGGAGGCUUCCAAUAAAGUUAGCAUUUUUCAA